This is a messenger RNA of Oncorhynchus kisutch (coho salmon), 3166 nucleotides long. Its product is annotated as fermitin family homolog 3. The transcript is spliced from 15 exons. Gene Ontology annotation, cellular component: cell-substrate junction. Gene Ontology annotation, molecular function: integrin binding. The record is from RefSeq and is a predicted model, not a curated record. NCBI's taxonomy places the organism in Eukaryota, Metazoa, Chordata, Actinopteri, Salmoniformes, Salmonidae. Gene Ontology annotation, biological process: regulation of cell-cell adhesion mediated by integrin; platelet aggregation; integrin activation. Bases 366 to 2303 code for a protein of 645 amino acids.
UCAUGAUAUAAAAAAUGGUAGCAUACAUAUUUUAGAUGGCAACUAAUCAAGGUGUUCUAACUAUCCCAAUUCCAAUAUGUGUUUACUAGUUGAUUUGAUUUGUAUAUCAUAUGCGUAACUAUUGACUCACAUGUUUCUCAGAAACAAUAUCUGAUGAUAAACUCCCCCUUAAAGAAAAAUGGCAUGUAAAAGCGGAACAGUUGCCGCUCUCUUGACAUUUGCUCACACACAGGAUGAGACCGCAGCAACUAAGACGUUGUGAGAGAGACGGGAGGAAGUAACAGGCAGAUUUCACAAGCUGCAAAGAAAGGCAGAGGGCACCUAUUGUUUGACUGAAGAAAAUUAGUUUGGGACUCACAACUAGUAUGGCUGCCUGGGAUCUGUCUGUGACAGUGGAGGAGCUUGGCCCAGAGGCCCCACCCCUCAAAGUUAGCGUGACCUCAGACCUGCACAUUGGUGGCGUCAUUCUCAAAAUUGUGGAGAAGACACAGAUAAAGAAGGAUUGGUCAGACCAUGCCCUGUGGUGGGAACAGAAGCAGCAGUGGCUGCUCCGACCAUCCUGGACCCUUGAGAAGUAUGAAAUCCAUGCCGACGCUCGCCUGAGCCUCACCCGCCAGCACAAGCCUCUAAGACUGGGGCUACCCAACGGAACCACCCUGAGGCUUCAGGCCUGCUUCUCUCGUCCAGUCUUCCAAACGGUCAUGGGGGUCUGUCAUUUGCUGAACCUGCGUCACCCAGAGGAGCUGUCGUUGUUACGGCCAAUGGAGGUGAAGAAAAAGAAAAAAGACAAGGAGGCAGAAGAGGAAGUAGUAUACGAUCUAACAGGCCUUCGGACCUCAUCAGGUCCAGCUCACACCCUGUCCAAUGGCAUGCCUAUGCACUUUGCUGACUCACUGCAGACUGAGGCUGUGUAUAAGAUGUUGUCUGUCAGCCUACCUGCACCUGCUCCUGAGACUAUCACCAAGAUGCCCCGUCCCACCAGCCUUAUGGACAAGGCACAAGUUCACAGCAGAUGGCUGGAUUCGUCUCGUUCUCUGCUCCAACAGGGAGUGCAGGAGCAUGACAGGCUGCUACUACGCUUCAAAUACUACUGCUUCCAUGAUCUGGAUCCCAAGUAUGAUGCGGUCCGUCUGACCCAGCUGUAUGAGCAGGCUCGCUGGGCCAUCUUGCUGGAGGAUGUUGACUGCACAGAGGAAGAGAUGAUGCUCUUUGCUGCCCUUCAGUACCACAUUGGUAAGGUGUCUCUGUCAGAGCCCCAGCCGAUGACAUCAUGUCCUGCCAUGGAUGAUCUUGACUCUGCCCUUCAGUGUUUGGAGGUGAAGAUGGAAGCGGAGGAGAGUAUCACUGCGGACAUGCUGGAAACAAUGACAGUAGCACCAGAGCUGCAGGACUACUUGAAAAUCUUCAGACCAAAAAGACUGACACUAAAGGGCUAUAAACAGUUCUGGUUCGCAUUCAACAACACAUCCAUCUCCUACUACAAGAGUAAAGAGGAGAGCCUCAAGGAACCCAUUCAGCAGAUGAACCUCAAAGGCUGUGAGGUGGCCCCAGACGUUAGUGUGGCUGGUCAGAAGUUCUGCAUCAGACUGCUGAUCCCUGGGGCUGAGGGCAUGAACGAAGUCUACCUACGCUGUGAGAAUGAGCUGCAGUACAGCAGGUGGAUGGCAGCUUGCCGUUUAGCCUCCAAAGGGAAGACACUAGCAGACAGCUCUUUCUCUAGUGAGGUGCAGAAUAUCCAGUCCUUCCUGGCCAUGCAGCGAACCAACCCUGGGGCCAAUACUGCACAGACUGAUGACAGCAUCAACACAUACAGCCUUGUAUCCCCACGCUACCACAAAAAGUACAAAGCCAAACAGCUAACUCCACGCAUCCUGGAAGCCUAUCAGAAUGUGGCCCAGCUCCCUCUAACAGAUGCCCUCCUCAGGUUUCUUCAAAUCUGGCAGGGUCUACCUGACUUUGGGGUGUCCUAUUUUGUGGUGAGAUUUAAGGGAGGCCGUAAAGAUGAAGUCCUUGGGGUCACCAACAACCGUCUCAUCCGCAUUGACCUCAGCAUAGGAGAUGUGGUGAAGACAUGGAGAUACAACACCAUGAGGCAGUGGAAUGUCAACUGGGAUAUUCAACAGAUGGCCAUUGAGUUCAAUGGUAAUGUGAACAUUGCCUUCAGCUGUGUGACUGCAACCUGCAAGAUUGUGCACGAGUACAUUGGGGGCUACAUCUUCAUGGCCACACGCACCAAAGAGCAGGCCGUGGUGUUGAACCAGGAGCUCUUCUUCAAACUGACUGGUGGUCAUGAAGCCAUCUAAACAUCCAUGAAUAUCUGUAUCUCAGAAUGCACCUCUUCAUGGUUUUACGUUACAUGGACAUGCAGUAUUAGAACAGGUUUUCAGAGUGACCAAGACUUUCAAUGGGAAAGUGGUCAGUUGAACACGUUCUGCAUAGGCUACCAUUUCCACAAUUGUAUUGUUAUUACUCGACCAUACAAUAUGUUUUUCUGGCGUUAUAGAAGUCCAUUUAGUUUUCAAAUGUUUGUGUAUUUUUGUAUUGAAAUGUAUUCAAUAGGCUACAUCAAUAAUAUUAAAUGAAUGGCAAGCAAAACAAAUGGCUUAUUAUUUGCUCUGUUGUUGUGGUUGUUAAAAAUAAUAAGAUGUAAAAGGUGCACAUUUAUCACCAAGGCAUAAAGCCUGAUGGAAGGAUGGAGGCCAUAGAAGUCUGACGGGGGAAACUUUUUGCCCGCACUGCAGAUGGCUAUGUCGGUUUUGUUGUUGUCAUUAUUCCGAUUUUUCAGGGGGUUGCAGCAGCACCCCUACUUCCCAUGUCUAUAAGGCAGGCCUACAUUCACAGUCAGACAAAGGCUGUUUUAGGCUUAUCUCACAGGACUGAAUAAUUCAGCUUUAUUAGUUUCAAUUUGUAUUAGUGGUACAUUGAGCUCCAAAGUAUGUUUGGUUGUUGUUUUGGCUCUGUACUCCCACACUUUGGAUUUGAAAUGAUAGAAGGACUUUGAGGUUAAAGUUCAGACUGUCAACUUUAAAUUGAGGGUAUUUUCAUCCAAAUCUGGUGAACCGUUUAGAAAUUAAAGCACUUUUUGUACUUAGUCCCCUCCAUUUUAGUGGGCUAAAAGUAUUGGGACAAAUUCUCUUAUAUGUCUAUUAAAGUAGUAAAAAGUAAA